Molecule: messenger RNA, 3914 nt
Organism: Anopheles moucheti
Lineage: Eukaryota; Metazoa; Arthropoda; Insecta; Diptera; Culicidae
Exons: 6
Coding region: 872-1690 (272 amino acids)
Biological process (GO): epidermal growth factor receptor signaling pathway
Molecular function (GO): epidermal growth factor receptor binding; receptor ligand activity
Source: RefSeq, a predicted model, not a curated record
AGGUUGCAGACUCGUGAACAAGCGUGUUUGAAGGAUUUUUAAGUAGAAAUUUGCGUUAGAAGUGCGUUUAAUCUUCAAAACCAAUGCGUAUUUUGAUAUUUUAACCAGUACAUACUGUUUGUAAAGACCAAGCGACGCGUACAAGUAUUUGCCACUGAUGAAAUCGAUUGUUCCGCUGCCUACUUGACAUUUUGCGUUGGUGUAUUGGUGCGCUUGUAGGCUGGUGUUUCCGGAGAAGACACGGAAUGCGAAAGAAAAUAACCGAAAGAAAUGGUGGAACAAUCAUCAAUGGUGUGUCCUAUGUGUUACUUGUUCAAAUUUCCCCGGAAAUGCACUGGAACGAACGAAUCUGCGAAGAAUAAGGACGCCCUACGGCUUGUGUGCAUGUGAAGUGGUAUCGCGGUAAGCGAUUUCGUAACAGUGAUAUUUGUUCGCCUGAUUACAAUAUAUGUGAUGUGAAAUGCUUAAUAGGUAGUGUUGGCAGCAUUAUGUAAAAUUGUGUUUAGUAAUGAUGAAUAAUCCUUCCUCUGGUAUAUAUGAUACAAAAGCUGGAUAAAGCUGGUAGUGCCUUUACCAAGAAAUUUAAGAGCAACCUGUGGAAGAAACUGACAGACCAAUUUUGUUUCACCGCUGGGUUAGCAACGAUGCAAACUGACCCUCGAAAAUAGUGUGAAAAAGAAUAUAAGUUCACAACCAGUAAAAAUAGUGUUUGCUACAAACGUUACUAUUCCUUCAUGCUAUGGUAUGAAAAUGAAUGUGAAGCGAAACAAAAUACUUCGUGACAGUUAUUUCAUGUGUGAGAUUUUUAAGUGUGUGGUACUUAUCGGGUAUUAAAACUUAAACGAAACAAGUAAACGAAUACUAAUCACAAAUGGAGAUUUCAUAUGCGAUGGAUAACAUGAACAGACUAUCUGGAGCAUCGACAUGGAAAACUGUCAAUGGUAAUGUGAAAUCCAUUAAAUGUUAUUCAACUGUUGCAAAUACUAAAGAAAGUGAAAUAAACAGUCGAAUUAUGACGAACCAGAUAGAUAGAGUCUCAACAAACGUGACCUACUCUAAGGCACAUCUACUCGAAUUCUACAAGUUCCUGACAAGAAAUUCUGGAAGGAGACGAAUGCGAAUACAAUUUAAAAAACUAUGCCAGGGAUUUGCGUGUUGUGUUGUUGUUUUUUUAAUUGUAAGCUCUAUUUUUCCAAUAACAGAUGCGUGUUCGAGUCGAACAACACCAAAGCCUCGGCCACCCAGUCCGACACCUAGACCAAAUAUCACGUUCCAUACAUAUAAAUGUCCUCCAGCUUAUGCGGCUUGGUAUUGUCUCAACGAAGCCACCUGUUUUACCGUUAAGAUUGGGGAUUCGUUGCUGUAUAAUUGCGAAUGUGCUGAUGGAUACAUGGGUCCCCGAUGCGAAUACAAGGAUUUAGAUGGUUCAUAUUUGCCUACUCGUCCACGAGUUAUGCUGGAAACGGCAAGUAUAGCAAGUGGGGCCAUCGGAUCUUUAGUUUUAAUCAUAAUUGGAUGGUGCUGUUGGUGUAUUCGAAGACAUCAGCAACGUAAAUUGGACGGUAAAGAACAUAACGUAGACACUGUUGAUUCUCCAGGUAUUGUACAUGUUAUCCACAGCGAAAGGUUGUUGCGUCCUUUUGGGACACACCAUCUAAAAACAAUUCCUAUGAGUGAUUCAUUUAAGUGAUAUAACAUUGUACAAGAUUCAGUAACAUCAUAAAAAUCAAAUCAACGAGGCAAAUCACAGUAGAUUAUCUACGAUAAGGUUAAUCGAAUGAAGUAAAUGUUAAAUCAUGACAGAACAUUGUGCAAAAUUUUUAUGACCACAUAAUAAUGAUAAAGACAUAUAAAAAUAGAAUGUUUGCACUACAAAAGUAUUUCCAUGGGAGAGCAGUUUUAUUAGCAGCAUUUUUAAUGUUUGGUAUUUCAGCAUUUAGACCUUUAGUCUAUGUGUCUAAAGUAAUAUAAAAGCUAUUUUGAUUCAAGAGCAAAAUACCAAAUGUACCUAGUUUUCUAAUCCAUAUGGAAGAUUAAUGUAAUUUACCAGUUUUAAUUGAAGGUACGAUCGUAUUUUGAGUUAUGCUAAUUCAAUAAUAGACACGAAAUUCUAUUUACUCUUUAGUCUUCAUAGAGAUAAUCAAUCAUGUUCCAAAUAACACAGAAGAAUUUUGUUAUAUAAUAUCAUAAUAAAUCACUAUUAUGAUGUUUUUUCCGUACUUCUUAUUUCAACAUGGGGAAUAAAAUCCUUAGAUUUUUCCUUUACGCACAAAUUGCUUCUACGUGUUAUUUGAAGACUAGUUAAUAGUUUCACCAAAUUGAUACAUAAUACAUUCUGAAAAUAACAUUCUUUGAUCCGUUUAUUUCGUUACAUCUUUAACUAUUGUAGUGCCUAUUGGUUUACUUUCUUUGAUAGUAUCAUAUUUAUUGAAUAUUUAUUACGUAACAAGAAUUAGAAGGGUAAAAAUAUUCAACUGAGUAACAUUGUUGGAACAAGCGCCUUACAAGGUAAAAUCAGAUAUGACUAUGAAUAAUGAAUUUUAUUAGAUUUAUUUGUUUACGCCAGAUGUUUAAGUUGCGCAUCAAAUCGGAAAUAAAAUGAAAAUAAUACAUUGGACUGGAUAUUGAAUACACUAGCAUUCAACCGAAAACAAUGGUAGAAUUAAGAUUUUCUUCUCAAAUGUAGUCUCAUCUUUCAAUUUCCUAAAAAAGAGCAUACUAAGUGAAAUAAUACGGACUAAUUUUUGUUUUAUAAACAAAAACAUGUGCAAAACGGAGACUAAACAUAAAAUUAAAUAAUUUCAUUUAUUUUUCCCCGAUAUUCGUACUACAGAAAUUUGAAUACAGAAGAUAGAGAAAACGAGUAUAGAUGUAUCUACACUGUAAAGAAUGCAUCUCAUUAAUAGCAACUCACUUACACCAUUGUUUAAUGAGAAUUGAAGUUGAAUUCAAGAACAAAAAACAUCAAAAACAUGUUAUACAACACAUGAGAUAACAAGUUAUGGCAAACAUUCAAUAAUAAUCAUAAAGUAGGUUUCAAACGAAACUUUUCUAGAAUAUGUUGAAGAUAUUCAAAUACGGGCAGUUUCCGAGAUACACGCUACCUCUAAUAAGCGAAUUUGGAGAUACGCGGUUUUUGAAAUUUGACAGCUGAGUUAGUUUAUAUUAAAAAAAAAGGCAAGCGGGUAAAAACAUCAUUUAAAAUGCCUUCUAUCUCAAUGUGAAUAUUUGUUUUAAAUUUUUGUUAAUAGUUCUUUUCCGCAGAAGUCGCCGAAACUGCUGAAAAAAUAAAGAGCAAAAAUGAAAGUCGCAUGAUUCUGUAACAUUGAAGUAUAAACGAUAUUGCCUAGCGGAUUAUAGCUAUUAUAGUAGCUGGUCCGCUAUAAUAGUAUAUCUUGGAGACUGCCUGUACAUACACGAUGCACUUAACACUGCCAAUCUUUAAAAAUGAAAAGGAUAAACGCGUAGUGUAGGUCGCCUUACGAAAUGGAAAUUUUUCUAAAAUAAAAAUAUUAGUAUGGUAAACAUGCAGUAAUGAAACACGAUAGAAAAAAGCGUGUAAAGAACACGUUAUUAUACUGUAUUGUAUAUAACAUAUUAUAUACUUAUCUUACCAUGAAAGUGUCUUAAAACGAACGCAAUUGUACAUAUGCCUUUUAAUUUAUAGCUUUUAUAAUUAUAAUAUAACCGUAUUAUUUAAAAGAGACAAAAUAGAUAAAUACAUCGAAGCCCUCUAAACAAACAUAUUGCAAAGGAUUAUAUGAGUAUGUUUAUUGCUUUCGAAAUUAUUUUAUAUGCAAUUCAAAAUGAUUAUUAGUCGGUUAACAACUGCUUCGAUAAGUACUGCUUAAUUAAAACAUUAUUUUAAUUAUCUUAUUUAUAAUCUUUUGUAAUAUGCUCCGAGCUUUAAUAAA